Molecule: messenger RNA, 32164 nt
Organism: Gymnodraco acuticeps
Lineage: Eukaryota; Metazoa; Chordata; Actinopteri; Perciformes; Bathydraconidae
Product: nesprin-2-like
Biological process (GO): signal transduction
Cellular component (GO): membrane
Molecular function (GO): protein binding
Source: RefSeq, a predicted model, not a curated record
GGAUCUGCAGCCUUUAGACUCGGUGUGGUAAACCAUGUGUUGAUUAGACAAAGCAGUUUGCUUUAGAUUCACAUGCAACACAGUUUGCUGACUGAAACUCUCCCUGCUGCAUCAGCAAGAGUGAUCCCAUCAUGGUGGAACAAGAACAGAUUCAGAAGAAGACCUUCACUAACUGGGUCAACGCUCAGCUGGCAAAGCGGGUGCCACCAUGCAUGAUCGUGGAUCUGUUCAACGAUUUCCGAGAUGGCUCCAAGCUGUUGGACCUGCUGGAGGUGAUGAGCAGUCAGCGCAUGACUCGGGAGAGAGGCCGGGGAAUGUUUCAGCACAGGAGCAACAUCGAGAAGGCCCUUUUAUUUCUGAAGAUGAAAUCGAUUAAACUAGUCAACAUAAACAUUCCUGACAUCAUUGAUGGUAAACCGUCCAUUAUCCUGGGCCUCAUAUGGACGAUCAUUCUCCAGUAUCAUAUCGAGGAGUUGGCCAGCAGCCUCUCGUUCAAUUCCCGUCAGUCGUCCAUGGAGUCCCUGGUCAGUCUUGACUCGCGCUCCACGCUGUCGAGCCGCUCGACCAGCAGCAGUCCGGUUCCUCCCAGAGGCUCGCCACUGCACCGGCGCUUCAGGGUCUCUGCCAAGAAGGCCCUCCUGCUCUGGGUCCGGGAACAGUGCCACAAAGCUGGCUGUUCAAUAAAUGUGAAAGACUUCAAAGCCAGCUGGAGGAGUGGGGUGGUGUUCUUGGCGAUCCAGUACGCUCUGCGGCCUGACCUGGUGGAUCUGUCCAAAGCCAGAACCAGGAGCAACAAGCAGAACCUGGAGGAGGCCUUCCGCAUCGCAGAGAAAGAGCUGAAGAUCCCCCGACUGCUGGACCCUGACGAUGUGGACGUUCGAGACCCUGAUGAGAAGUCCAUCAUGACCUACGUGGCUCAGUUCCUGCAGUACUCCAAAGACCUGCCAGCGGCAGAGGAAGAAAUGCAGACGCAAUACCUAAAUCUUCCUAAAAGUCCUUCUCCUGUCAACCUGCCUGUUCACUACACUCCUGCUAUUUCUGCUUCACCUCUGCGACAGGCAACGACUGAUCAAAAGAUACAGGAAGUGACAUGCUGGUUGGUGCAGGCCUACGAUGAGCUGCUGGAGGGAUGGGACUCCACCGAGGGAGAGAGCUACUCAGAAAGAUACCAUGUCUUUCAAACCUUUCUGGUGUCCUUCAAUGAGCAGCGGCGUCCCAUCAUGCCGUUGUUGACAGCCAUGAGACGAACCCCGAAACUGAGCGAUGAGCAGCGGGCUCUCAGAGAGGCGUGGGACUCCCUCACUGAAAAGCUGCGUGAAUACAAAGUGGAGUUGGACAUGAGUGUCCCGGCCCCCCUGGACACGGUGGCUCGCUGGAUGCUGAAAACAGAGAAGGCUCUGAACGAGGAUGAGGGCAACCCGCAGGAUCACGGCCGAGCUGCGGACGAAGCCAAGGAGAAACAGGAGAUCCUCAAAGUCUGUCUUGAGGAGAUGCCGCAACAAGUGAAGACCUUCCAGUCCUUCCAUAACCUGGAUGAGUAUGCAAACAUGAUGGUUCCUAGUGACAAGAUGGAUGAACUAAAGAGGAGGUUCACCAGUGUGAGAGUGACUGCUAAAUACCACGGAAUCAAGCUGGAGUACCGAGAGCACCGCCACACCGUGUUGGAUCUGCUAGGGCAGAUCAGGACAAAGCUGCGGGUUUGGAAGAGACCUUACAUCUCCCCAGAGGCUGUCAGGGUGUUGCUGCAAGAAUGGCAUGAUCUGGCAAACACACAGGAGCUACCAUCUUUGCUCGAAGCCGCUCUACAUAAACUGAAGCAGGUUUCUGAGAGAUAUUCUAGCAAAUCUGCCCUUGCUGCAGAUUACCACACCGUCAGUCAGCAGGUGACGCAGCUGGAGGAAGACACCGCCAUAGUUUUGGAAGAGGUGACCACAGCCAAGAACACCAUGGGAAGAGUCCUGUCCGCCUGGGACUCCUACAGCGACGGAUUCAGCUCCCUGCAGGCCUGGAUGGAGCAGGGCUCUGCAUCCCACAGCCAUGGCCCCAGACCAGAGGUGACACCUGAUUCAAUGGCUGAGUGGGGAUCCAAACAGGCCCAUCUGAAUGAGGUGGGUAACUUCCUGCUGGAGUCCACAGACCCUCACACCAGCAGGAGCCUGGCAGAAGAGCUGCGCAGACUCAACAUGCAAUGGGCCGAGUUCUUCAAGAGAACUGCUUUCGACAGCGUGGCUGAACCUACUGAUGAUGUUCAGGCUAGGCCACAGGACAUCCAACCUCUGAUCAGAGAGGCCACUCUCCUUCUCAAGGAGCCUCUGGAGACAAUGGCAGGCCCCUUACGCACCUACAGAAAAAGAAUACAGUUCAUGACGAGGAAAAUAAAAGAAGUGGAUCUUGAGGCUCUGGCUCCCUCCCCAGAAUGCCCAGCUGAGCAGUUACAGAAACUAAAGUUUGCUAUACCUGAAGUGAUGCAGACCUUGUUUGAGGCAGAACAGGUGUGUGCAGAGCUGCAGCACAGUGUGUCAGGGCUGGACAGUCGCCUGGCUGAACUCCUGCAUUGGGAUUCUGAGGCUCGGGAGCUCUACCAGCUGCUGAGGGCCGCAGAGCGACAACCUCAGCGGGGCCAGAACCCACGAGCCAGUGUUCUGAUAUCCCGUGGUCUGCAGCUGGAGGGUCAGGUGGUCACAGAGGAGCAGGACCUGCAGAUGAUGGUGAUGACUAGUCAGAAGAAUUCUCCCAUGCAGUACCUCCAUGCCUCCGCCAUGCAGGACCGAGUGCGAGCCGCUGUUGCACAGUCACAGGAAGCUGUAGGUAUGCUGAGCAGCCUGGGAGCCAGACGAGACAGAAGCAGAAGCCCUCCAGAAGGGUCUCCUCCAUCAAAAGUAUUUAAACAGGAUAAAGAAAAGCCUCAACAUCUGAGACAGUCAGAAUCAGUCUCAUGGCCAACCAAACAGCCUGAGAAAGAGUUAGUUCAGAGUCAUGGAACCUUUGUGCCAAAGAUAGUGGUGCAGGAAUACAGAGAAACAAAGGUGACUUCUCCUCCAUUGCCAUAUAGCUACGCAGAAGCUGUGAUGCAGACCAGGACAAAGUCACCACCAGAAGUCCAGCAUCAGGCCUGGACGGAGAAAACUUUACAAAAGCAGCAGCAGACUCUGGAACAUGGAUCGAUACAGCAGCAACAGCUAAUGCAGCAGCAACAGCAACAACAAGAAGUGCAACAGCAAGAGCCGAUGCAAACACAACCACAACUACAACAGCCGAAGCAAAAACAACAACAGGUGGAGCAGCAGGUGGAAGUGGUAAUAGACAGACAAACACCAGAUCCCCACGAUCAGACUUCAUUUCAGCAAGCACCUUCAAAGAAACCUCCUCCAAGCUACCAGGAGCUUAAAAGCAGGAAAACCCAGGCCUUGAAGAAUCGGCCUUGGCUUCAGAAGCCAGCCUCAGGAGAGCAUACAACGCCAGAACCGGAUUCAACUCAGGAAACAACUGCACCAAGACAGACUCAGCCACAGUCAGACAAGGAAACAGCAAGAACCGUUCAGGUUGUUUCACAGCAAACGGUAACUACAAGGUCCCAGCCUGAGGGAAAUGCAAAGGAUACUAAGCAGUCACAACAGCAAGAACACCAACAAAAACCACCACGGCACCCUCAAAAUGUAGAACAGAGGCAACAACAAAAAACGCAAAGUCAAGAGCAACAACAACAACAACUGGAACAACAGCAACAGGAACUAUUGCUGCAGCAGCAGCAGCAACAACAACAACAACAACAACAACAACAACAACAACAACAACAGGAAAAGCAACCACAGCCUAUUGUAGGACAGGCUCAACCAGAUUCAGACUCCAAGGCUAAAUCCCAGUCUGUUGCUAUGGUUCAGCCUCACCCUCAAGGAAAAGCCCAAAUUCAGUCACAAACCAAAACUAUGGUUCAGUCUAAAUCCCAGCCAGUGGUCCAAUUGCAAGUGCAGUCCAGAAGUGUUUCCCACAGCACCACAGACAGUGAGCAACAACUGCGGACCAUGUCUGAAACCAAAGUGAGCCAAGGUCAGUCACAGACACAAGGUCUGCUACAGUCCCAUGGUCUCAUAAAGACACAGUCAUUGACACAGGUUCAGACUCAGUCCCAAACAUAUGCCUCAGCUGGAUCUCAUAUGUCCCUGCAGCCACAAGGUGUAGCUCAUGGCCCGACUGUAGCUCAGGUACAGGCACUAGCUCAAGUCAGACCUUCUUCCCCUAUGCAAGCCCCCCUGCAAGGCCAAAUUCAGCAUCCUGUACCAUCCCACAUUCAGCUUCGCAGUCAUUCACAGUCGUGGGCUCCUGUAAGGACACCCUCACCUAAACCACCAACACUAUCACAAACUCAAACCCAUUCCCAGUCUAUGGCCCAGUUCCAAACAUAUCCUCAGUCAAUGCCCCAGCCUCAAAUCCAUCCUCAGUCAAUGCCCCAGUCCCCAACACAUCCUCAGUCAAUGCCCCAGUCCCCAACAUAUCCUCAGUCAAUGCCCCAGUCCCCAACAUAUCCUCAGUCAAUUCCCCAGUCCCCAACAUAUCCUCAGUCAAUGCCCCAGUCCCCAACAUAUCAUCAGUCAAUGCCCCAGCCUCAAAUCCAUCCUCAGUCAAUGCCCCAGCCUCAAAUCCAUCCUCAGUCAAUGCCCCAGCCUCAAAUCCAUCCACAGUCAAUGCCCCAUCCUCAGUCAAUGCCCCCGUCUCAGGCCCAUGCUCAGUCCAUGGUCCAUAUUCAAACUUAUCCUCAGCCAAAGACCCAGUCUCAGUCGACAGCACAGGUUCAGGUCCAUCCUCAACCAAUGGCCAGGCCAAGUCAUGUCCAUUCUCCAACUCAACAUCAAGCCCAAGCUCAACCUCUACCUCUAGGCCAGACUCAGGGUCGUUCUCAGCCAAUGCCUCCGUAUCCCACACAUACUCAGCCAGAGGUCCAGCACCAAGUCCAUAUGUCCCAGGGGCAAAUCCACGCUUGGACCCAAGCUAGAGUCUCAUCCCCAAUGUCUGCCCAGCAUCCACAAGCAACAGCACAACCUCCUUCUUACCCCCCAGCUUACCCCCAGGCUCAGUCUCCUUCCCAGCAGUGGACAUCCAAACUAGAGCCUCAAAACCAACCCAAUACCCAGCAGAGGCAUCCAAUAUCCCCACCAUAUCCUCCACAAAUGGGUCAAAUUCCACAGUCUCAGGCUUAUCCAACAAUUCAGGCUCUACCGCAGUGGCCCCAACCUGGACCACAGCAGGGACCUCAGACUGUGUCCAUUGGGUUUUCUCACAUGGGGCCAUCAUAUGCUCCUCAUAUGCAAACACAGCCACAACACUGGCCUCAAUCCCAACCCCAGGUGAGUCCCCAGACUGCCAUGCAACAACAACAGACUUGGGUUCAGGCAUCGCCUCAAAUUCCGCCUUAUCCAGUGCCUUAUCCUCAGCCUUAUCCCCAGCCUCAAACUCAGCAAUAUUCACAGGUUCAGCAUCAAACUCAGCUUAACCCUCAGCCUCAGAUGCAAGCUCAGACACCUCCCCUAUCACAACCACAACAUCAAGCUCAUCCACAGCUUAAACCCCAGCUGCAGGCCCAGUCCCAAACAAACAUCCAGCGACAGCCAUUAUUACAAGCAAAGCCCCAGGCCCAGACUCAGCAGCCACCUCCACAGCCCAGACAUCAGGCCCAGCUCCAAUCACAGCAGAAGAUUCCAACUCAACCAAAGGGUGAAUCAUCUCAACAGUCCAAACCUUUGGCCCCAUUAGCACCAUAUCCAGAUGUUAAAUCACCAACUCAACCUAAGGUUCAGUCACCAACCAAACCCAAGGCUGAACCACUGCCGCAACCCCUUCCUGUGUCCCAGUUACAACCUCAAUCCAUGGAUCGGUCAUCAAUCAAGUCCGAAACACCACCACAGCCAAAACCACAGGCCCAAACAGCACCACUACAUAAAGCUCAAUCUGCAACUCAACCCAAGGUUCAGUCAACAAUACAACCCAAGUCUGAAUCAUCACCAAAGGCCCAAACAGCAACACAAUCUGAAGCUCAGUCACCAACCCAACCUAAAGCCCAAUCAUUUCAACAACCCAAAACCCAGGAACAAUUUCCACCACAGCUUCAAUUUGAAGCUCAUUCAUCCCCACUACCCAAGUCCCAAGCUGGACCACAAUCUAAGGCCCAAUCACCCCCACAGGCCAGACCUCUGACCCAACCCCUUCCACAGUCAAAACCUGCAACUCAGUCUCCUUCGCAACCCAGACCUCAACAGCCACAAACUAUUCUCCUCUCCCAGGUCAAUGUUCGGCCUGAGUCCAUGCCGGAGUCACCAGACCUGUUCAUUAAACCUCCCGCCCUGGCCCAGGCACCUCCCCAGGCCUACACGGAGGCUUACGCUAAGGCCCAGGCAUUGGCCAGAAACGGAUUUGAGGAAGCAAAGCACUGUCUGCAGGAACACAUCCUGGAAACCAUCAACAUUUUUAGAGACAAGUGUUUAUCGGCCGAGCAAGCAUCAGUGAAAGAGGAGACUCUAAAGACCCUGGACCCAGAGUUGCUGGAAGAGUUCCUGAGAGCAGCAAAGGGCAUGGAGGCCUUUUGUACACCGCCACAGCUCAGAGACAUGGAGUUUUUCACCCAGUCUAUCAGAACACAGUGGGAGGCUGUGAGAGCUGAUAUCUCAGGCUUUUUGCAACAAUUACAUUUUGAAGUAACAAGGAAAGAGUUUAACAAAGCCGCCUUGCAGUGUGAGAUGCACUUAAGCUCCCCCUUAGAAAACCAUGCGCAGGCCUGUUUCUCAGCGGAGGGCAGCUUUGCCCAGGCAGGGCAGCACCUGGAGGCCUUGAAGGAGCUGUGUGACACCCUGAGCCCCGAGGACGCUCACCGCCUGGCCCAGACUCAGCUGAGGGAGUGCGAGACAAGGCUGGCUGAUAUCCAGAGACAGUUCAGUGGAGACCAAGACUCAUCCCUCCCUGAUUCUAGGAUUCCUGUUGCCUUCAGUGACGAUGUGACCACACAGAAGGAGCCUACAAGACCCAGUGACAAACCUCAGGUCUCAGCUGAGGUCUCUCAAGUGACAAUGAAGACAGUCGUUCUUGAGAAGAGGGAGGUGGAAAAGCAGGCAUCUGUAGAGGAAGAAGUCAGCAAAAAGGAGGCUUUAGAAAGAUAUGAUAAUUGUAAGAGGUCUUUGCAAUCCCAGCUGGCCAAAAUUGAGCAGAGCAUCAAGGAUGUCCCCUCUGACUCCGUAUCUCUGAAAGGCCUGCAUUCGCGGCUCCAGGAAAUACAGUUCUUGAGGCAGGAGACAGAGUCUCUGUGGUCUGAGUUUGCAAACCAAUGCUCCCAGUGUUCCCAGUUGAGCGGCAACUCUGGUCUGGAGCAGCACAAGGCAGGGCUGCAGGAUCAGUGGCGCGGACAACAGUCCAAACUCCAGCGGAGGGGCAGCUCGCUGGGCGCCGCCCUCAGGCAGAUCGACUCCACAGAGAACCACAUGGUGGACUUUACCGACCGCCUGGACCGCUACCUGAGGCAGCCCAAAGAUAUCACCGUCUUCACACCGGCCAACAGCAACAUACUCAAAGACAUCAAGGAACUGGAUGACAACAUCCAGAGCGAGCUGGACCAGCUGUCCCGUCUGGACCCUGAGUCCAGCGAUCUGGACCCCAGAGACUGCUUUCCUUUGUCCCGGGAGGUGGAGACUCACAGAAGCAGCCUGGAUCAGCUUCGUCAGCAGGUCCGGAAGAGCGAAGCCGCCGCCCGCGCCCUUGACCGCUUCCUUAUGUCUCUGCGUACUGUGGACGAAGACAUCUCUGGAGUCCAAGGCGCCCCCUGCAGUGACACUGUGAUCCUGCAGGACUGUCGCUCCAAGCUGGCUCUGAUCCGGCAGAGCGUGGACAGUCUGAAAGAGAAGGCGCCUCAGCUGGACGCGCUCCUGCAGGGGGCCAGGCUAACGGUCACCAGGGACGGUGCCCCAGCCUCCUGCCUGGACAUGGUGACCGCUCUGGUCAGGAGGCUGGAGGAGGCUGACAGUGGCCUUGCCAACCAGCAGAAAGGGCUGCAGAAGGAGACUCAGAGCAGAUCGCUAGGCCUGAGGAAGAGGACACUGCUGGGGGAUCUGAGGAAACUACAGGAAAACAUUGAAGCACAGGGCCUGAAGGAGCCCACCAUGCCGGCUGUGCAACACAGGCUUCGGGCCCUGUCGGAUCUGGAGAGUCAGGUGCAGGCUGUGCAAGCAGAGCUACAGAACCUCCAUGAACUUCAAGAUCAACAGGGAGGAGGAGAGGAACUCCUUCAGGAGCUGGACACUCAGUGGAAGGAUACUCAGAGAGCAUUUAAAGACAGGAAGAAGCAGUGCAGCAUCCUGCUGGAGCUCCUGAAGAAAUUCCAGGCCUGCCGCAGUCAGUUGAGCAGCACCAUGCAGAAAGCUGAGCAGACCAUCAGUGAUCAGGCCUCCUACCUGGGCAAGGAAAACCUGCAGAGAAACAUUACCAUGGUCUCUAACAUUAAGGAGGGGCUCGGUGGUGUUGGGGAGCGAAUGGAGGAGAUGAAGGGUGUUUGCAGACAGCUGCAGUCCCAACUGAAAAACUUCCCAGACUGCAGUGAGACCCCCUUCGAAGCUGAGGCUGACACACUCCUGGACAACUGGCUGGAUAUGACGGAGAAGACGGAUGCCUACAUGGAUAACCUGCAGGUGGGGCAGGAGCUAUGGGAGAAGCAGCUGAUGCUGGGGGGAGAGGUGGACAGCUGGGCUGGGGCCAAACUGGCCCUAUUUGCAGAAAGCCAUCCCUUCCAAAGCGAGCAACAAGUGCUUGCCAUGAAGGAAGAAAUCCAUGCUAAUGAGGAGAACAUUGAGCACUUCCACAAGAAGUCUGUAGAGAUCCAGGCGAUGCUGCAGGGUAAGGAAGCGCCACUGGAGCUGCAGGUAAUGGAAACCCAGCUGAGGAAGAGGAUGGAGCAGGUGAAGGAGCUGUUUGCCGACUGCACCGACGUCUUUGAGGAACUGGUAGCUGUGAAGAAACACCUCUCUGAGAAGGUGGAGGAGUGCCAGUCAGCUGUGGAGGGCAUCCAGUGUUCACUCAGUAGUGUGGAUGUGUCACAACCAAAGGCCGAAGAGCAGAUACAGCAUCUGUGUGAUGACCUGGAGUCUCAGGAGGAGCAGGCGGAGGUGGCUCUGACGGAGGUGGGUCUGGUUUCCAGUGUGGCCAGCCCUCAGAUGCUGGAGGCGCUGUCUGUGGACUGCACCCGGCUGAAGGAGGCCAUCUCCCGCACCAGGGACAUGAUCCACCUGAAGAGAGAGGAAAGAGACAAAGGCCUUCUCAAGGUCAUCACAGUUGAAAAGCAGUUGUUUGAGGAGUGGUUCCAGAACUUGCAGCUGUCCGUCAAUGAAUGCUUUGAGCACCCCGAGAGCAGAGCAGACGUGGAAACGUUCCUGCAAAGACUUGCUAGUUUCUUGAAGUCCAAGGAUGCAGAGAGACGUCUGGAGCAGCUGAAGGACCAGCGUGAGAGAGGCAGCCAGCAGCUUCCUCCCCAGCAGCUCUCUGAGUUCACUGAUUGGCUGAAAGAGCAGCAGAAGGAGGUCGCUACGUUCAGAACGCACUGCCAGAACCGGCAGGAACAAAUGGAGCCGCUCCUCAGAGACCUGAACAGUCUGCAGAAGCAACACGACAGCUUCCGUGAGUGGCUGCAGUACAAAGAAAAACAUGCGGUGGAGACGGAAAAAAUCAAGCUUUUUCUUAAAGACCUUCAAGAUGAGAGUGGUAGAGCUGAGACCCUCGCUGAGCUUUUAGCAUCCAUACGCAAACAAGGCGUCCGAGCUGAGAGCCUCCUGAAGGACAGUGAUAACCUGAUACAGCGCUACAGAAACCUGGUAGCCAGGCUGCAAAAACAGGCCGAAGCUCAGGGCGCCAUGCAGGGGAAACUGGAGGAGUUUAACAGCCAGGUGAAGAGCACCAGGAGCUGGAUCACUGACCUCAUGAAACCCCUCACCUCUCCUGGCUCACAGACAGAAGACCUGAAGCGCAAAGCACAGGCCAUCCUGACCUCCAAGCCUGAGGGAGACUCUGAGGUGAACAACCUGAGAAGACAAAGUGAAACUCUGUGUGGGCAGGAGGACCUGGAUAAAGGCAGGAAACAGGAAGUCCAGCAGACAGUAAAAGAAACAGAGGCGCAGUGGAGGGCGGCUCUGCAGACCGCUGAGAAGAAUCUCAACCAGGCUGAAAAACAGGCUCUGCUAGAGAAGGACUUGGACGCUGUCAAAACCCAGAAUGAAAGCGUUCAGUCCUGGAUCAGAGACCAGCAGCAGAACCUGCAGUCGCUUGGUGGUUGCAUGCAAGUUGAAGAAAAACUCCAGAUUGCAAAAGCUACUCUGAGCUCCAAACCGGAUGGAGAUGCAAAGCUCCAGGAUCUGAAGCGGCAAUGCCAGAGUCUGUGUGAGAACCAGGGCUUGGACGAGAGCAGACGACGAGAGGUUCAGGACGCAGUCAGACAAAGCGAGGAGCAGUGGAGGAAAGUCUUACAGGCUGCAGAGGAGGGUCUCAAGAAGGCAGAGACUGAAGCUGCCACUGGAAAGGACUUCGAUGUUUUCAAAGCCCGAAAUGAAAGCAACCAGUCCUGGGUCAAAGAGCAGAAGCAGAAGCUGCUGUCCCUCGGUAGUCAAAUGCCUCUUGAAGAGCGGCUACAGGUCGCACAGGCUGUUAUAAACUCCAAACCUGAGGGAGAGUCCAAGCUGCUCGCCCUGAAGACACAAGCUGAAGCUCUGAGUGAGCAUCUGGAGGAGAGCAGGAAGGCAGAGGUUCAGCAGUUGGUAAGAGACUCAGAGCAGCAGUGGAGGAACGUUCUGCAGGCCGCCAGGCAGGCAGAGCUCCGCAGUCUGACGGACGACUUUGAUACUCAGAGUAAAAACACUCAGUCCUGGAUCAGAGACAGGCAGCAGAAGCUCCAGUCUGUGGGAGCUCACACUCCACCUGAUGAGAGAUGUCACACAGCGCAGGACAUCUUGAGCUCCAAACCUGAAGGCGACUGUACGGUAAACAACCUGAGGAGGCGGGCCCAGGGUCUGUGUGACCAUCUGGACGCAGACCAGGGCAGGAAAGUCCACGUUCAGAAGACGAUCAGAGACACAGAGGAGCAGUGGAAGACCGUCCUGCAGGCUGCCAAACAGGUGGAGGCUGCUGCGGGAGCCGAGAUCUCACAGAAGACUGAGAAGAGAACGCUGGAGUUGAAAGAAUUUGAAACCCAGCAGCAUGACACUGUCCGCUGGCUCACAGACUUCCAACAACAACUGGACUCACUGAAGAGCCAAACCAAACCCAAGGACCGACUGCAAUCUGCUCAGGCCAUUAUCAGCUCUAAGACCAAAGGAGACUCGAUGCUCCAGGAGCUCAAGAGACGAAGCCAGAUUCUGUGUGGGCAGGACCUCGAGGAACCCAGAAAACAAGAGGUUCAGCAGAAAGUAAGAGAUGCUGAGGAGCAGUUGGCGAAAGUCCUGCAGAGCGCUAAACAGGCCCAGGAUCAGGCUGAGAAGCAGUGUGCUCUGGAGGCAGAGCUGAAGGAAUAUGAAGCUCUGAAAGAAGACACCAAAGCCUGGCUGGAAGAAAAGCAGAAGAGCCUCGUCUCUUUGGAUGUUCAGGCAGAUCCAGAGAUAACAAUUACCACUGCACAGACUAUCCUGAGCUGUAAGCCUGAGGGAGACUCCAAGCUGACUAAACUAAGGAAAAGGAGCCAGAGUCUGUCAGACCAGGAGGAUCUGGAGGAGACGUUAAGACAAGAGGCUCAGCGGACAGUGAAGGAGUCGGAGGAGCAGUGGAGGACCGUCCUGGAGACCGCUGAGAACACUCUGAAGAAAGCUGAGGUCCAUUACUCGCUCUCCAGGGAGCUGGAGGCUUUCCACAGCAAAGCAGGGAGCACCAAAGCGUGGGUGAAAAAGCUGCAGCAGCAGGCCGACUCCAAGGGCAGCGGCACUCAGGGCAGCCGGGCUGAGUUAGAGGACAGACUGAACACAGCACAGGCUAUUUUGAGCUCCAAGUCGAAGGGAGAAGCUCAGGUGAUGGAGCUGAAGAGGCGAGCGGAGAGUCUGUGUGAGCAGGAAGAUCUGCAGGGAGACAAGAAACUGGAGGUCCAGAAGAUGGUCCAAGACACUGAGCAGCAGUGGAGGACGGUCCUGCAGGCUGCUGAGGACACACAGAGGCAGCUGAAGGGUGUUGUGGAGCGCCUGGGGUCCUGUCUGUACCAGCGAGGCCAGGCUGAGGCCCGUCUGUCUGAGUGUCAGAAGCAGACCUCCGGCCUUCCGAGGGUCUUCCCCUGGCCCGGCCUGGGAGAGCGGAGGCAGGCGGUGGAACAGGCCCGCACCCUGCUGGAGCAAAGCACAGCUCUGGCCCCCGUCCUCUCUAACCUCCGCACACAGGCUGCCGAGCUGUUUGAGAUCACACAGGACAUUGGCUGGUCAGAUCAAUCAGUGGCAGACAAGGAGAAGUCCAUUCCUCCUCUGCUGAAAGAGCUCACUGAAGCGGUAGCAAACCUGGAGCAGGGCAUGGUGACGGAGAGGCAGUGCACCCAGCUGGUGGAGCAGCAUGUAGCAGCUCAGGAUUGGCUGAGGGAGCACGUUAAAGGCCUGGGAGCUCCUCCUGCAGACAGAAAGGUUCUACACAACACUGUCAACACUCUAAAGGCUUUACUCCAGACAGUGGAUAGAGAGCAGAGGGAGAUGAAGGAGCUGGACUCUGCCAGAGACAGUUUGCUGAGCCUGUGCUCCCCUGGAGGUCGGGAUGCCCUUACCCUGGAGGUCAGCCAUCUCCACGACCUCUGUGCCACCUCAGAGCGGGAGGUUAGGGAGCGCCUGGCGGCCUGUGAGGUUCGGCUGGAGGAGCAGGACAGUCAAGUGGCCAAGAAGGCCCAGGGGCUGAAGGAUAAAGCUGCAGCGUUGCAGUGGGAGCUCCGCUCUCUGGACCAGGCGCUCAGCUACAGCGAACCGCAGAACAACAUCGAUCAGCUCCAACAGCACUGGAACAGCCUCCAGAAAUGUGAGAAAUCCCUAAAAGAUUUGGGUGUGAAAGUUCAUGACCUUCACCAGGAAAUAGAGGUUACGUCUGCCACUGACGAGCUGCCAUCAGAAGUGAUGACUUCGGUGAAGUCCUUAUGCCAGCAACAUGACAGUCUAAAGUCCAGGAUGAGUGAGCGUCAAGGAACCUGCUCUACAAACACAGCACACUGUCUGAUGGACUGUCUCCAUGCUUUGCAAGACUGGAACCAGAGCAAACCUUCACAGUCCAUUUCUUCUGUGCAGGCGAAAUUAGAGGAAGGUGAAAAGUUGCAGUCCAGCCUAAGGGAUGCACUUUCUCACGAUCAGUUUCUAAGAGACUGUUUGAAGCCCGACUUGGCUAUGAAACUGGAGAGGGAUUGUUCAGAAAGACUCACCGAAGCAAGCACACAGAAGGUUUCUCUUCGCCUGAGCUUAAAGGAACUUGAUGGAAAGCAUAAACAAAAGCUGCCUGAUGUCCUUCAAGGUAAUGUAGAGGAGACAAAGACACCGUUAGUGGCACCACCACGAAAAAGCAAGCGCUCACCUGAGAAGAAACAACAAGUCGAACUGCAAAGAAACAUUCCCAUAACAGAACAAUCUACGUCUAUUGAGUAUGAAUUAUUGGUUUCUGCUGAGCUGGAAACUGAUCCUAAAACAUUGAAGCCUACAUUGACAGCAGUCAAGGAAGACAUCAAAUCCAUUGGUGUCGAACACAGCAGAAUAGAACCAACAAAAACUAAAUCUCAGAGUUCAACAUAUCGAUCAGAACCUUUUACAGUGCAGCCUUACAACACUUCUCAAGAGAUACUGUUGAAGAAGGAAGAAGGUAAAAGCCUAGAUCCCACUGCUGAGCCUGUUGGAGCUAAGCAAACUAAACCUACUUUAGAGCAACCUGUACCAAUCAAAAAGGUCAUUGGGCAGUCUGCAGCUAGUGUUAGUGAGAAAACUACACCUGUACCAUCCAGGAGAAAAUCCAAGACUUUGGCCACUGAUACUGAACCUGCCCAGCCUAAGGUGGAGCCUGAAAUGGUGAAAACUGUUAUUACUCAAGGAUCUCCUGGAAAUUUGACAGGAAGUGCUUCUUCUGAAGAAACAAAGCGUAAGGCAACCAUUAUUCUAGAUGUAUCAGAGCCAUUCCCGUCUGUCACAGUAGCAACUGAUGCCACUAUUAGCUCAGCAAUGGCUGUCACAAAGCAAGCUAAGACCAUGGUUGAUGAGCUAGCCAGGCUUGGACCUACCAGUAAAGAGUCAAAGACUGCAGACAUGUCUUCUACGGAUAAUGUUUCAAAACCCUGCGCAGAUCAAAGGCGACACAGAGAAUCUAAAAUCUGUCCUCUCUUCAACGCCCAUCAGCUGACAAAUACCAAGGAGGACUCUGACAAUCAGAAGUCAUCUUCGACUCAAGACGUGGUCACAGCAACGACUGAAAAGGGUGUUUCAGAGGAAGAACCUGCUUUCACUGAGCCAACAAAAACCAAGGAAGAGCCUGACAGUCAGAAACCACCUUCAACUCCAGAAGUAGUCACAGCACCAAGUGCAACUACUGGUAUGGAAAAGGUUCAACUUUCACCAACCAAAAGAAAGUCAAAGGGUCUUAAACUGUCUCCAGAACCUGCUACCACAGACCUGACAAAGACCAAGGAAGAAUCUGACAGUCAGAAGUCAUCUUCAACUAAACAAGUAGUUACAGCACCAACUGAAAUGGCAGUUGUUGAGAAAAGUACACUUUCGCCAACCAAAAGAGAGUCAAAGGGUCUUAAACUAUCCCCAGAACCUGCUUUCACUGAGCCAACAAAAACCAAGGAAGAGCCUGACAGUCAGAAACCACCUUCAACUCCAGAAGUAGUCACAGCACCAAGUGCAACUACUGGUAUGGAAAAAGGUCAACUUUCACCAACCAAAAGAAAGUCAAAGGGUCUUAAACUGUCUCCAGAACCUGCUACCACAGACCUGACAAAGACCAAGGAAGAAUCUGACAGUCAGAAGUCAUCUUCAACUAAACAAGUAGUUACAGCACCAACUGAAAUGGCAGUUGUUGAGAAAAGUACACUUUCGCCAACCAAAAGAGAGUCAAAGGGUCUUAAACUAUCCCCAGAACCUGCUUUCACUGAGCCAACAAAAACCAAGGAAGAGCCUGACAGUCAGAAACCACCUUCAACUCCAGAAGUAGUCACAGCACCAAGUGCAACUACUGGUAUGGAAAAAGGUCAACUUUCACCAACCAAAAGAAAGUCAAAGGGUCUUAAACUGUCUCCAGAACCUGCUACCACAGACCUGACAAAGACCAAUGUAGAGCCUGAGAGUCAGAAGCCAUCUUCAACUCUAGACGUUGUCACAGUACCAACUGAAACUAUCGACAUGGAAAAAGGUAAACUUUCACCAACUAAAAGAAAGUCAAAGGGUCUUAAACUUUCCCCAGAACCUGCUACCACAGGCCUGACAAAGACCAAUGUAGAGCCUGACAGUCAGAUACCAUCUUCACGUACAGAGGUCACAGCAGUCACAGCAACAUCUACAAUUACUGUUGUUUCACCUACUAAAAUAAUGUCAAAAGACAUCAAACUUUCCUCAGAACUUGAGGAAUUGACCAUACCUGCCAGGAAAAUACUGAAAGAUGUAGAUGUUUCCACAACUGUAAAGCCAGCUUCUGCUGUUGUUGGAAGUGAUGAGGUGGAGUCUAAGGAGGUUAAAGUAGAACCUGAGUGUGGGAAGGCUUUAUCUGGACAGGUUGUUGCAGGAGCUGUUGAAACUGAUGUUGUUAAAGAUAGUAAGCUUUCCCCAACCAAAAGAAAGUCAAAGAGUCCGAAGGGUUCUUUGGAAAUUUCGAGCAAGGAGCUGACGAAGACCAAGGAUAAAACUGACAGUCAGAAGCCAUGUUUAACUCCAAUCAAGGAUGAUGUGAAAUCAAAUGUCCCUCAAAAGGUGAAUCCUGCUGAGAGCAGUCAAGCUACUGUGAAGGGUGUCAGUCCAAUAUCUGAGAAGUGUACUGUUCAGGAUGGUGGCACCAUUCGGGUAUUCCAAGAACAGAAAGUGGCUACAGUCAUUCUGGACACAUAUGUGCAAGUAUCAGAAAAGGAGGAUCCUUGUCUGUCAUCUCCAAAUAAUGAGCCUUUGGAAUGUCAAGAAAAGUGGGGACCAAGAAAGCAUCCUAAAGUUUGUACACCAGAUGUCAAGCCAGAGAAGGCUGCCGUUAAGACAAGAGCAGAAGUUCCAGACAAAGACCAGACUUCAGCUGAUGUUGGGCCAGAAAAGGCUUCAGUCAAGAUUACCAUGAUCGAAGUGAAGAGCAAGGAAACACUGAAAGGGGGAAAAGAUUGUGAAGUGCAAGAAGUGCAUGCUGAAGUAUCAACAAAAGUGCAGGAUGCCCCCCAAAGCCUGGAGGAAAAGUAUGUUAAGACUGUAAAGAUGACCAGUAUAGAAGUGCCAGAAAGCUUUACAGAUUCCCUGUCUGAACCAAGGUUAGUCCCUAGCGCACUAACGGAGAGACAAGCAACGUAUGCAAAGGACAUUAAGAAGGAAGAAAAGAAUGAGGGGAAGAAGAGGACAACUCAGGAAGAGGAAAGGGAAAAAAUGGUCAAUCUAGGAAAACGAAAUGUUCCACUCCCGAUGGCCAAAACUCCCACCAUUGCUGAUGUGAGGACAAUGGAUGCAACACAGGUGAACACGGCUGACAAGAUACAAACUGCAUCACUGCAGGCAGUUCAUACAUCUGGCAUUAUCUGGAGGGAGGUAACCCUGGUGGAAGGCUCACCCUCUCAGGAAAACAAAGCACAGGCUGCAAUGACUGUUAGGAAGCCUGAGAAACUUGUUCUGGAGGAACCAGAAGCAUCCACCAUGAGGAAAGUCUUCACGGAAGUACAGUUACUCUCAGGGACAGGACCUACCAGUCCACUCACAGAGGGUAAACCACUGGAAGGGGCUCCAGAGGCUCUGAUUUCAUCCACCAGUGAUCUGGAGAACCGUCUGAGCAGGCUGGUGUCUAGAGUCCUUAGCUGCAAGAAUUACCCAGCUGAACUCAGCCCAGCAGCCAUGGCCAAACAGCUGGAGGAAGCUCAGGAGUGCAGAGACACUGCCCAGGCACAAGUGUCCUUGCUCUCUCAGUUGAGAGAAUCUGAAGCUGAGAAUAAAGAAGCUCUGGAGUGUGUGGAGGACCAGUGGAGUACCGCAGUUCAGGAUGCAGCUGCCGUCAUCCAGAGUAAAGAGGCCCAACUGCAGCUGGUCAGAGAUUACUGCGCACAGUGUGAAGCAGCCAAGACCACCCUGGAGAGACUGACAGCAGAACUGGAAGCUGUCAGGAUGUCCCCAGAGGAGAGCAUCCCAAAGGAAACGGAGCGACUACUCUCCUUACAGAGAAGCAUGGAGGAGAACAGAACAGUACUUGGGGAGUUGCUUUUGACCCAUACCAAGUUGUGCCCCCACCUCAGCUGGUCUGAGCGAGCAACCGCACAGACCGUGCAGAAGAGCCUGCAAGAGAAGUGGAGGGGCCUGGAAAGAGCUGUGGAGAGAAACCUGUAUCACACAAAGGUCCGUUUUCAAGACACCAGCAGCCUUCUGUCUGCGAUAUCAGGUCUUAAGAAACAUUUGGAGACAAUCGACAAAGACCUUGAAGCCAAGUCUCCUACGGUUACUCAGUGGAACUGCAAGAAGGCAAAGCAGCUGAUGGUGGCAAAUGCAGAGGUUAAAGCUGCUCAGAAAACACACCUUCAUCUGCAGCAGCUGUCAGAUGUGCUACUCCCCAGCACACCGAGUGAGAAGGAAACAACAGAAAUAAAGCAGGGGCUUCAGAGAGUCAAAGACCAAAUUCGCCAAACAGAGGAACUCAUUUCAUCUCAAACUCAGAACAGCAGCAACCCCAUCAUGGAGAAAAUACUCAUGGUGAUGAGGGAUGGCCUUUCCUGGGCGAAGCAGACAGAGAGUGACAUUGAAGGCAGGAGGAAGAGGGUGGCUCUCCUCCCUGAGAAUGUACACCGUCAGCUCAGAGAUCACAAGAAGAUGCAGUCCGAGGUCAUAACCAAACAGGGCCAACUGGAGCUGCUGGUGGAGGAGGUGGAGGAGCUCCUUCCACAGCUGGACCAGGCUGAGGAGGUGCCGAUGGUGCGCUCAUCUCUGGACUCCCUUCACAAACUAUCAGAGUCGACUACUGUGAAGCUAGCCAAGGCUGUGAGAGAGAUAGAGUCGGGACUGCAGACCAGAGAGAAGCUUUCGGAGCAGAUUGCUGAUCUAGAGUCCUGGGUUUUGGCUCAUCUCCAUAAAGAAGCCUCCAGGAGUCCGGACAGCGAGCUCAAGAGCCCGACUGACACUGAGCGCAGAGUCCGUCAGAUCCAAGAGACUCUGGCUGAGGCUGAGAAGCACGCCGCUGUCUGUGAAGCUCUUCUAAUGAAGAGUAAAGACAUUUCCCCUGAGCUCAGCAUCAGCGAGAACUGUCAGCUUUAUGACAAGCUUACCAACCUCCAGGAGGACAUCAGAGCCAUCAGCAGCUAUGAGAAAGCCACCAAAAAGGAGCUUGACGAUUUUACCCAGAAUUUAGAUUCCAGCAAGAAAAACGUUGUCAAAAUUGAAACAAGCCUGAGGCAGAUGUUAGUAGAUCUGAGUAGACACAGGUUCCCCAUCACAAGCGAGUCCCUGCAAGCCUUUGAGCGUUUCAAACACAUGAUUUUGGAGCACAAGUCCCAGGCUGACAUUCUGCAACCCUUGAUUCCCCAGGAAACGUCAAAGGAACUGUACUCGGUCAUUUCUGAACUCCUCCGCAAAAUGGCCACCCUGGAAAUGAAAGCCAAAGGUCACGAAACGUACCUGAACCAGAGGCAGUGUGUGGAGGACCUCAGGGAGAGUGUUCAGGAGCAAGUCAGUCACACCAAAGACGACAGCACGGCGCUGGAGGACAAGUACAAAGUCUGUCAGACCCUCCUCAUCCAGCUUCCUCUAAUCAGGUACAUGUCUGAGGAGGCUGGAUCCAAACUCGAGAUGAUCUCCGCUGACAUCUACCCCUCACAGCUGAGCACAGAGCGGCAUAGACUGAAAAAAAACGAGGAGAGCCUUGACACCUUGGAAUUGACGCUCUACAACAACCUCAGCAUCAUCGAGUUGAACCUGCUGAAGGAGCUGGACUUGGGCUCAGAGAAGGUGGCCACUCAGGCCUUCCUCUUGAAGACCCAGCAGGAGCUCCAGACAAUCCCCUCAUUGGAGCCAAAUGAAACAGUAAUUAACAACGAAUACCAAAGAGUCAUGUCUUUAAAAAAUACUGUACAGUCAAGAAUGAGAGCACUGGAGCUUCUCGAGCAGAAGAAAGGAAACAGACAAGGGAGCAGAUUCCAAGAUGUGAUGGACUUGAAGAAAUCGGUCUUCAGCGAAUGCGACCAUCAAAUGGCGAAUAUCACCCAGGCCAAAAAGUCCCUGAGCCGCUACACCUGUGCUGUAACACAGGCGGCUCAGUUCCUGCGGGACAUCGAGGUGUCUCUGCUGCCCCCGCAGGGCUCUGCUGGUCUCUGCUCCGACAGGCUGCCGGAGACCCAGCAGGCUCUGGCCUCGCUGCAGCAGCAGUUCCAGACCCAUGUGGAGCAGCUCCAGAAACAAGACGCCCUGCAUCCUUACCUGUGCCCCCAGAAGGUGGAGCAGCUCCAGGAGAACAUUCUGAGUCAGCUCCUGGUGAGGAUGUCCACUCUCCAGGCAAAGGGACACAUCCGACUGGAGUACCUCAGCAGUUGUGCAGAACAUUACAGAAAAUACACCAAGAGCCAAGAUGAAAUCCUCCAGAGUGUGAAGAGCGCAGAGAGCACCCUCUCACAGUUCAUCUGUCAUAAAGUCACCUGUCUCGCUGACUGCACUGACCAGCAGACCAAGCUUGGAGUUCUGUCUGAGGAGGUGGAGUCCCUGCAGAGGCGUCUGGGGGAGCUGAACGAGUGGUGCCCAGAGCGGAGCUGUCGGGGGGGCAGGGAGUCCACUGUGGCUUCUGUGUGGAAACGCGUAUCGAGACUACGCCGCUGCAUACACGAGCUGACGACACGCAGCAAACAGAGGAUCGCAGAAUGGAGAGAAAUCACCAACAGUGUGGAGAAGACCUCCUCUCUCCUGGAGCAGGUGGAGGGGGAACAUCCUGAUGUGUCCCGGAUGAAGGCCUCCACCGAGGACCUUCAGGACCUACUGCAGUCCUGGGAGCAGUACCAGGACAGCCUGGACUGUGAACAUCGAGCGCUGUCCGCUCUGGAGCUGCGCACCGCCAGGCUGCUGGGGGUCCCAGCCGACCUGGAGCAGGCCCCACCCACUCCGCUCUGUCAGCAGCUGCAGGCCAUGCAGGGUCGAUACAGCAGUAUGAAGCAGAAGAGCAGGGAGGGUCUGAAGGCAGCCAGGACGGAGCUGGAGGAGAGAGAGAAGCUUCGGGAGGAUAUGCAGGGCGUCCAGGUUUGGCUAGAGGCUGCAGACUGUCUUCUGUCAGAGAUGCAGCAGAGCAGGAGCACACAGGAGCUUCAGGACGUCCACAGUCAGCUGUGUAACCACAAGGCUCUGCUGCAGCGCAUCAUGGAGAGCCUGAAGAUGAAAUACUCCGACUCCCUGGUCCCGGUGGAGAUCGAGAGCCAGCUGCAGGAGGUCACACAGUCGCUGCAGCAAGUAGAAGUGAAGGUGGGAGAGGCGGUGGAGAGGAGCGGUCCUGUCCACAGGCUGGGGGCGAAGCUGUCUGAGAUCCAGGCUGGCCUGAUGUCCGUUCAGAAGAGACUUGAACAGAAAAGCCCAAAUGUGACCAUAGCUAAAUUCACUCAGAAGCGUGUGUGGGACGAGCUGGACGUGUGGCACUCGUGUCUGGCGGCGCUGGAGGUGGACAUGCAGGACCUGGAGAACCAUGAGGAGGCGCUGAUGCUCACUGAGAGACUGGUGGAGGUCCAGCAGCUCCACUCCCAGCUGGCCAAACAGGCGGAGCAGAGGACCACCCUCAUCAGCAAGAUCCCAACGUGGCUUCAGGAGCAUCAGGAGAUGAUCAGCAGCUCUAAAAGCUGGAUGGCUGAGGCCAAGUCGUGGCUCGCUACACCCUGCACCUACACCACGGCUAAAUGUCUGAGCAGCCAUGUUCACACUCUGCAGAUGGUGUUGGAUGACUCGGCACAGAUCCGGAAGACUCUGCAGGGCUUCAGCUCCGUCCUGCAGGAGAUGUCUCAUGUUUGCGACGUCAUGACUCUACAGGAAAAGCUACUGGAAGCCGAUCAACAAGUGGCCCACGUUCAGGACAGCUUCUCUGCUCCUCUGUCCCACCUGGGCCACGCUGCUGACGAGGUGGAAGCCGUUGAGACUGAAGUCAGGUGUAUGGAGAAUGAUGUGGCUGAGAUCAAGAUCUUAUUGUCUUCUCCGGAGACUUUCCCCAGCCCCAAAGAAGAAAGCUUCAAGAGCGUUGAGCAGAAGAUCCAGUCCAUGAGGAGGACCAUUACUGAGAUCCAGAAGUGUAAAUCAGACCUGUGUCUUCCAGAGAAGGCUGAAGAGACUCUGACUGUCUUUUCUAUAGUGGAGCAGCUGCAGGCUCUGCUGCUGGAGCUGGAGAAGAAGAUCCCUGCUCUGUUCAUCCAGCAGCCUACGACUCCGGUCCAAACCAGUGCUCCGCCUCUUCAGCAGACCGCCUCUGGCCCUCAACUCUUUAAAUCCACUUCAGAGGACGCUGAGAAGGAAGGCGUGGAGGGCCACAUCAGAAUUGUCCGUGUGAAAGAGAAUGUGCUGAAGCAGUCCGGAGUGUCGCUGCAGACUAUGGAGCAUUCCUCCGCUGAGCAGAGACAAUCCCCUGACAGAACUCAGCAGAGGGAGCAUCAAGACGUGCUCCAGGCUGAAGAAGCCAGAGAGUCAAAAGAAAGUGAGGAGCAGAGAGUUGCAGAAGGUGGAGGAGGGGUUUUAUGGUGGCUCUGGGAUGCUUUCCUGGGUGCUCCGCCAGAGGCACAAGAGACUGAAGGGGCCACUGGACAAAGCACUGAACCGACUAAAGAAGAUAGACAGGAUGUUGAGGGCCCCACUGACUCCACAGAAGCAAGUUCCUCUGAAGCUUUAUCAAAACCCCUGGGCACAGUCAGAACUCAGACACUGCCUGAGAGCAUGGUAAACACAUCCUCCACCGUAGAAGUCUCCAAAUCCUCCUCUGGCUCCCAGCAGAAAUGUGUAUCGCUGUCACUGAAGCCCGGCCACCGCUCCAGGAAGUGGUUUUGCCACAGGUGGGUGGAGCAGAGAGGGAAAGAAAGACGAGAAACCAAGCACCUGGGAAAGAGAGAUAACCAGAAUCAACAUAGUGCUAGAGUUUGCUUAGGACUUCGUGCAGCUCUCACCCUCCUCUCCUCCCCCUCUCUACCUGUGACCCUGGAGCAGAGAGGUUCAGCCGUCCUCCAUGUGUGCCUGGAGACGGUGGGCCAGCUGGAGCUGUGGCUGCAGGAAGCCCAGAGGAGCCUGGUAGCUGGGGGAGCUGCUGCCGGGGCAACCACCAUGCAGGACAGCGUGGAGCAGCAACUCCUCACCUGCCAGGACAUGUUCCUGGAGAUCGAGCGGAGGGUCUCCAGCCUGGCGGCUCUCGGUCCGGCGGCUGAGCAGCAGGACGAGGCGGCCGAGCUGCUCUCCUCCAAACUGGAGCUCCUGAAGGCCAACCUGGUGUCCUUCCAGCAGCUUCUGCAGGACAGACAAGGAGAGGAGAGGACCCUCACACACACUGAGACACAGGGACAGAAGUCAGCAGCUCAGUCAGAGCGCCACCUGGAGUCCAGGCUGCAGCGCAGCAGCAGUGUCCAGGAGAUCUUCUCCUCUCCCAGAAACAAACUGCUCCGACAGAGCAGCCUGCAGCAGCAGAAGGAGUUGGAGCAGCAGCUGACGGAGCAGAGAGGUCUGACCCAGGCCAUCGCUCUGCAGGGCGGCAGAGGAUGGCUCCACAGCCCGGACACAGAGGACCAGAGCCCGCUGUCACCACGGUGGCCUCCUGCUGGGUCUGCUGUGCACGAGGACGCGGCUCACAGGAAGUGGGACGGCCUUCACAGCCAGCUGCUUUCUCUGGAGGAGAGCUGGCUGCUUCCCCCUUCAGAGGUGGCAGACUCAUCUACGAGGCACAGUGAUGGAACAGCAGGACGCAUAAUUGGCACACAAACCCUGAAAGAGCUCCAAACUCACAUCAGCCAACUGAGAGAGCUGCGACUCACAGCGACAGAAACUCUGAGUCAGACCUCCUCGGUGGACGGCUCCCAUGAGACGCUGGACGAGGGUUUGUUUCAUUUGCUGCACGGAGCGUCCCUGUCCCUGUCCCUGUCCUCCUUCAACAACCUGCUGCACUCACCUGCUGGGACGACACAUGAAGAAGACACUCAGCUGAGGCUGCUGCAGCUGCAGAGCCUGUCAGCAGCGCUAGCUUCCCUUGGCAGUGAGCUGUCCUCUCAGGGGUCAGAGGUCAGCCGUGUGCUGGGGUCAGAGCGCGGUCAGCAGUGUGUGGAGGCUCUGUGCAGAGUGCUGUGUGUGGUGCAGGCUGCUCUGAGCAGCAGAGAGCAGCAGCUCACACACAUGCAGGAGGAGGCGGCCCAGCAACAGAUACAACUGAAUGAGUUGCAUGCAGCCUUCACUUCUAACCAGGCGACGGUUCACCAAAUAAUUCAUGAAUUCAAUGGAUCUCUGGGCCUUAACAAACAAAUGCAGGCUGUGGUUCAGAUGCAGGAGUCUCUGCAGCAGCAGGUGGAGCAGGUGAGCUCCCUGAUGGAGGAGGUGCAGCGACACCACCUGCCUGCCUCCCUCAUCCAGCAGGCCUCACAGCUGCAGGGUGAGCUGGACACUUCUCUAGGUGGUGUUCGCUCCCGCUGUGAGGAGCUGAAGCACAGUGUGGAGCUGCAGCAGCAGUAUGAGCGUCUGGUCCUCAGCUUGCAGGAGCUGCUAGUUCUGGGCCCUGAACGCGUCGCGCAGAAGCCUGACGCAGAGCUCCGCGACAGAGCUCAUCUACAGCAGCAGCUCAGCAGCCAUACGAAGUUCUUCCAGUUCCUGGGCCAUCACUUUAGGAUCCUGCAGAACCUGACCCACAGAGUCCCAGAGAGCACCCUCCAGAGGUGGCAGGGUGUGGUGAUGGGCCUGCAGGUGCAGGUAGCCCGGCUGCAGCAGCAAGGACUGGACCAAGGGACCAGGAUGCAGGAGACAUUACAGAUGUGGUCGCAGUGGGAGGAGGACAGAGCCUGGUCAGACUCCCUGCUGAGUCCCAUUGAAACUUCAUCUAUCAAGAUGCACAAGGAGGGUAAUUCAGAGGAGCGGAUAUCAGAGAAACUCUCAGUCUACCAGGAGAUGCGUGGCGUUCUGCAGGAGAACAAGGCGCGGUUCAGUCGGAUGCUGGAGGCGGGGCUCUGGCUUCAGGAGGCGGGCUGCAGAGGAGUGGGAGUGGCCAACAGCAAACUGGAGGCAAGAUGGAGAGCCCUUCACAAGAAGGUGGAGCACCAAUGCACAAAUGUAGACAAGAAGAGGAAGCUAAGGAGCAGGUUUCUUCAUGACUCUGCUGUACUGGCUGACUGGAUGGGCGGGGCCAGAGAGAUGAUUGACAGAUGUCAGCUCUCUGUGUCAGCAGAGGAGGAGAUGGAUGUUGAACAGAGGCGUGAUCACUACUUCCAGUUUGUGGUUUUGACCAAAGGCAUGGAAGCAAAGUCUGGACUGAAGGUGGUUGUGAACGGAGCGGGAACCCAGCUGCUGCAGAUGAGGGAGGAAGAGGAUGGAGACUUAGAAUUAAAUCUAGAGGACAAAGAGACAUCAGACCCAGAUCUCUGCUCCAUCAACGCUCAGCUCAGACAGAUGGAGUUGGAUUGGUCCCGCCUCCUGGCCGAUGUUCCUGUCAUCCAACAAGCUCUGCAUAAGCGAUGGAUGCAGACGUUGACCCAGCAGGAGGCCCUGUCUGAGCUGCAGGCCUGGCUUCUUUCUGCUGAGUCACAGCUGGAGGAGCAUCGCAGCAGGAUCACACAAACCUCCCCAAACACUGAUCUGAGUCAGCUCCUGAAACACUGCAAGGAGUGUCAGACAGAAAUGUCAGCCCAUCACGCCACACUGGACUUUGUGAGCCAACCGCUACAGAGCUGCAGUUCUGAUGAGGGCCAGAGGGGGCGUUAUGAACACAACCUGUUUGCAGAGGAGCAGGGUCGUCGCAACCAUCAGUGGCUCAGUCUGCAGGGAACUCUGCAAUCUCAGAUCCAGAAGGUGGAGCAGGAGCUGAGGAGCAGGUUGGAGCAUGAGGCCCGCCUGCAGCAGAUCAACAGCUGGAUCACAGAUCAGAUCCUCUGGAUGAAGUCUGCUCAGACACCCAGCAGCCAGACGGAGCUGCUACAGAGCAUCAGCACCUGCCAGGAUCUUGAGGAGAAGAUCAGGCAGAGGUGUGAAGCUCUUCAGGAGAUGAGAGGCAAACUUGAUGGAGGAGGAAACAGCAGCUGUGAUUUAAUGUCUAAAACAGAUACAUCCAUCCAGGCCUGUGCAGCUCUCACACAACAGCAUGACUCAGUCAAACAGAGGCUGGUUGAGGCGCAGCAGCUGUGGGAUUGUGUGGAGAAGCAGCUGAAGCAGAUGAUGCUGAAAACAGUGAGAAGAUCUCAGACUCUUGAGUAUCACAGCAGCCCUCAGCUCUGCCUGCAGGCACACAGAGAUCUGCAUGGAAAGCUGCAGAAAGAACAUCAUUUAUUUUGGAACAACUACAGCAGCUUCAGAGGCAGAGUGGAUAGAUUAAAUCAAAGCGUCUCCUCCCUCAAAGACAUCAUCAGUCCUACUGCUGAGACUCUCCUCACACAGCAGCUGGACAGACAGAGGGACAGUUGGACAGAAUCGUCCAGAGCGUUGGACCAGCAGCUCCAGAGGGGUCAGGACGUCCUGCAGCUGUGGGAGGUGUACGCCCGGCCGGCUGCGUCUCUCUCCGCCCGGCUGCAGACGCUGCAGAGCGAUGUCAGCUCAGCACUGAGCGGAGCGACUGGAGAACAUGACACUGUAGAGCAGCUCACUGUCAGGGUUCACAACGCUCAGAGUCUCCUGGAGAGGACAGACUCUCUGCAGUCCGACCUGGAGGGGGUGCUGAAGGUCUCCAAGGACCUCACUGGUCACCUGGACCCUUUAGCUGCCAGUCUGGUCCAAUCAGAGAGCCGCUUGUUGGCACGUGGAGUUCAGCAGCUCAGCCAGAUGGUGACGAGGAAGCUGGGUCAGCUGCAGGAGGAGCUUCAGCGGCUGCAAGAGUUUGAAAGCGUCCUGAAGUCUCUGGAGGGAAACCUGCAGCUCUGGCAGGAGCGACUGCAGGAUGUGAGUCCCACCGCAGACCAGUCUGGCCUCCUCGAGCUGAGCGGCCUGUCAGCUGAUCUGGACGUACUGAAUGAGCAGAGCUGCAGCCUGGCGGUCGGAGACGCUGCAGCGCGCCGCCUGCAACGCCUCAACAAUCGCUGGACCGAAACCUCCGCCCGAGCUGAGGAGACCUGCAGUGAGCUUCAGACGGAGGCUCUGAGGCGGCAGAGCUUUGAGCAGAAGUGUGAGAGCUGGAUGUCCUUCCUGCAGAGGAUGGAGGACAGCCUGGCUGUGGACGUGGCCGGCUCCUACACCGGCCUCAGACAGCAGCUCUGCACACACAAGCGUUUUCAGACAGAGCUGUUUUCUGGACACCAGAUCCUGCAUUCCGUCAUCACUGAAGCUCUUCAUCUGCUGCAGAGAGGAGAGGUGGAGGACAGGAGUGACUUCAUCCUGAAGCUCACCCACCUCCGGGAGCACUGGCAGGCGGUGCAGCGGGCGGACCAGCGGCGCUGCCUGGUGGAGGGGCUGCUGAGGAACUGGCACCUGUACAGCCGCAGCCUGAAGAAGCUGCAGAGGUUCCUGACGGAGACGCAGACCCUCCUCCCCCCCGCCGGCCCGGCACACUGCAGCCUGCAGCAGCUGAGACGCUCCCUCCAGGGCCUGCAGCACACGGAGCUGUUGUUCCAGAGGUAUCAGUGCAGCUUCAUCCACACUCUGGAAGUGGGCCGGCAGCUCUUCUCCAUGGGGGACGAGGAGACCCAGACUCAGCUGCAGACGGACCUGGGAAACCUGCAGGAGGAUUGGGAGAAGCUCCACAGCCUGCUGGGCCGGAGGAUGGACCUCACCGACGCUAUCGUGCAGAACUGGGAGCGCUGCGAGGCCGGACUGGGAGACAGCACGCUGCAGUUGAAGGACUUGAAGACCAGGCUUAACGAGUCGAUGCCAGAUUUUGCAGAGGAGCUGCAGAGUGCCGAGAAAUACAUCAAGGAGAACGAGGACUGCCUGGAGGACUGGGCUGAGAGCCUGACAGAGCUGAGCACCAUGAAGACGGAUCUGUCCCAGUACAUCAUCGCCGACGACGUCCUGCUGCUGCAGGAGCAGGUGGAGCACCUGCACUGUCAGUGGGAGGAACUCUGCCUCAAGGUUUCAAUGCGUAAACAGGAGAUCGAAGACCGCCUGAAUGCUUGGAUCAUCUUCAAAGAGAAGAACAAGGAGCUGUGUGAGUGGCUGGCGCAGAUGGAGAACAAGGUGGCGCACAACUCCGACCUCAACAUCGAGGAGAUGGUGGAGAAACUCAAGAAGGACUGCAUGGAAGAGAUCAACCUGUUCAGUGACAAUAAGACUCAUUUGAAGCAGCUCGGAGAACAACUCAUUACAGCCAGCAACAAGACGAAAGAGACAGAAGUCAACGACAAGCUGAAGGACAUCAACGACCGCUGGCAGCAUCUGUUCGACCACAUAGAGGCCAGAGUGGGAAAGCUGAAGGAGACGCUGGUGACGGUGCAGCAGCUGGAUAAGAACAUGAGCAAUCUGCGGACAUGGCUGUCUCGCAUGGAGGCGGAGCUCGCCAAACCCGUGGUGUACGACGUGUGCCACAGCGAAGAGAUCCAGAGGAAACUGGCUGAGCAGCAGGAGCUGCAGUGGGACAUCGAGCAGCACACAGAGAGCGUGGCGUCGGUGCUGACGCUCUGUGACGUCCUGCUGCACGACGCCGACGCCUGCGGCAGCGACGCGGAGAACGACUCCAUCCAGCAGACCACGCGCAGCCUGGACCGGCGCUGGAGGAACAUCUGCGCCACGUCCAUGGAGAGGAGGAUGAGAAUCGAGGAGACCUGGCGUCUCUGGUGUAAGUUCCUGGACGACUUCUGUCGCUUUGAGGACUGGCUGAAGAGCGCUGAGAUCACUGCGGCCAGCCCGGACUCUGCCAACGUGCUCUACACCAGCGCCAAGGAGGAGCUCAAGAAGUUUGAGGCGUUCCAGCGGCAGGUCCACGAGCGUCUAACUCAGCUGGAGCUGGUCAACAAACAGUACCGCCGUCUGGCCCGGGAGAACCGCACCGACGCCGCCAGCAAACUCAAGCUCCUCGUCCAGGAGGGGAACCAGAGGUGGGACAGCCUGCAGAAGAGGGUGGUUUCCGUUCUCCGCAGACUCAAGCACUUCACCUCUCAGAGAGAGGACUUUGAGGGGACUCGGGAGGGGAUCCUGGUCUGGCUCACAGAGAUGGACCUGCAGCUCACCAACGUGGAACAUUUCUCCGAGAGCGACGUCGAGGACAAGAUGAGGCAACUCAACGGCUUCCAGCAGGAAAUCACUCUGAACACCAACAAGAUCGACGCUCUGAUUGUGUUCGGGGAGAACCUGAUCCAGAAGAGCGCCCCUCUGGACGCCGUGCUGAUGGAGGACGAGCUGGAGGAGCUGCACUCGUACUGCCAGGAGGUGUUCGGCAGGGUGUCCCGCUUCCACCACCGCCUGGUGCACCGCCGCCCGUUCCUGGAGGAGGAGAGGGAUCUAUCAGACCUGGACGACUCCCCCGAUCUGACCGGUGGGACGUCCUGGGAGGAGUCGAGGAAGAAGGAGGAGGAGGAGGAUGUUCCAGCAGGAGGGGCAGCGGGACGGCAGGUCAUGUGUCAGCUCCUCGCCCCCCCCCUGGAGCGGUCGGGCAGAGAGACGCCCGUCAGCGUGGACUCCAUCCCGCUGGAGUGGGACCACACUGUGGACGUGGGAGGGUCUUCAUCACAUGAGGAUGAUGAGGAGGACACCACAUACUUCAGCACCCUGUCAGAUGUGCAGGUCACAAAGAGCUCAGAGUCUUUGGUUAAAGCGACUGUCAGAGCAGUGAACGCUGCCUCGGGGAAGUCAGUGAGCGACCCCCCCAGCUGGCACCAGCCCGUCUCACCUGAAAGGAAACGAGUUCCCAGAGAAAUGAUCCGAGGCCUGAGCGCGUCUCCUUCACACACCUCCAGCACUCCCUUCCACCAGCAGGGCUACGCUAAGCUGAUGUCGGAGUGCAGCGGCAGCAUCAACACGGUGAAGAGAGUGAAGCUGAUCCUGAACGAUGAAGAGGAGCCGGUGGAUCAGGGUCUGACCGUCAGCACGGCCGACAAGCAGACCAGCACAGGUGUGAUCGAGCGCUGGGAGCUGCUUCAGGUACAGAAGCUCAACAACGAGACGGACAUCAAGCAGGACCUGGAGCAGUGGCAGAAGCUGAACUCUGACCUCUGUGAUGUCACUUCCUGGUUGGGCCGGGUGCUGCCAGAGCUAGAGAGGCUGCAGAGGAUCGCACCGGCCACCAGCAUCCGAGACAUUGAAGUGAACAUCCGGAAACUAAAGGAGAUGCAGAAGUCCUUCAACAGCUGCAAGUGUCUGAUGAUCUCCACCAACCUGAGCAGCCGUCACUUCCUGUGUGGCGAUAGCGCCGAGCUGCAGGAGCUGCAGGAAACCCUGAGCUCUGCCAACAGCAGCUGGCCUCAAGCCUGCAGCGGGCUGGAGAGCUGGGAGAGGAGGCUGCACGCUGCUCUCAUGCAGUGUCAGGAGUUCCAUGAGACGCUGCACUCCCUGCUGCUGUGGCUCGCUCAGGCGGAGAACACACUGAACGCUGUGAAUGUCAGCGACACCUCGGCGCCACGCUCCGUCCUGCUGGAGCACCAGGACACCCUGACGGCUCUGCAGGAGGAGCUGUGCGGCCGCCAGCGGCAGGUCUCCUCCCUGCAGGAGAUCUCCUCUCAGCUGCUGCUGGAGGACAGCAGAGAGGACAGCGUGGAGGCCAAGGAGAAGGUCCACGUCAUCGGGAACAAGCUGCAGCUGCUGCUCCGACAGGUGGCCGCUCACCUAAGCACGCUGCAGGGCACACUGGAAACCUGCUCCUCCGGCACAGGGAUGGACAGCAUUGGUCUGGGAGCGCUGCAGAAGGAGGAGGCUGCAGGUCUACAUGCAGCUAUCGGACCCCCAGCAACUAAAAGCUCCAGGGAGCGGCGGGACUCCCCCCCCCAGCGGCCCUUCCUCCACCGGGUCCUGCGCGCGGCCUUCCCGCUCCACCUGCUCCUCCUGCUGCUGCUGGUCCUGGCCUGCCUGGUGCCCGUCUCCGAGGACAACUACAGCUGCACGCUGUCCAACAACUUCGCCCGCUCCUUCUACCCCAUGCUGCGCUACACCAACGGCCCCCCGCCCACAUGAGCACUGCCACCACGCCAAAACCUCCCCUAAGAAGACUGAAGGACUCAAUAUGUGCCGUGGAAACAGAACAUUGAGCCGUUCAUAGUGUGAAGGUGCAAUUUAAAGACAUUCUACCUGUCACACAAAAAAAAGCACCGCCCUUUUUAAAAUCUAAAUCUGAUUGGUGUAUUUAAAUAUAUAUUUAUUGUUCGUGGUGUUCCACAUUUAUAAAAAAAGAAGCCAUAUACUGGUUCGUUUUUAACGUUCUGCCAUUUUUAUAUGUAGAUUUAACGUCCCCACUUACUAUAUUCAACACACGAAGAUAAGUAAGGUCUCUAGAUUUAUUUUAAUAUCUACGCUAUAUUUUCUGAUUUUGUACUUGCAUUGUAAGCCAUGGGAUCUAUAUUGAGGAGUAAAGGUCAGUGAUUACCACAGCGUACAGAAAGCGAGAAUUACACUAGGCAUUUUCUACCACUGCAGCUAUUUUUACAGUUUUUCAUAGAAGAAGGCAGGCUGCUGUUGACGGCACAUUUUGUAUAGAAGAGAAGAAGAUUGAUUAAGAGAUAUUUAAAAAGAUCUGUAAGAUAUUUUUUCUAAAUAAUGCUGGCAGUGACUCCUGCAGACAUGCCUUUCUGUAGCCAACAGAGCCCCACAGCUGGAAGAUAUUGUACUUUUAAUGGUGUUUGAGGACUACUGUGUAUAAGGGCAAACUACUGAGAAAGAAAACGUAAAAUUAUUGUUUCUGCAUAUUUGAGUUUGAGUGUCUUCCUGUAUUCUAUUUCAAUAAUGUAGCAUGGGACUGUAGUCUAAGCGCUGGUGUAAUAAAAUGACAGAUAUGUUCUUAUGUUAACAACUUCAUGGCCAGUGUUCGGGGGGUCAUUUCUGUAUAUUUCAGCAUAUAUACAAAAAGUCGUCAAAUGAAAGCUGCAUUAGGUGAUUUGGUACCUCUAGGGGGCAGAAAGAGCCCAAAUCACCGCUCAUAUAAUAACGGAAAAUAAGGGGCUUUUAACAAAUAUAGUAGCAUUUUUUAUUAUUUUUUUAAACGGUUCAAAUUCCAGCAGAUUUAGUCAUUGGGUCCAUGUGCAGCAUUACAACCUGACCUGCUAGCUAACAGAUGCUAAUUUGUACGAUCCUUUCCACAUUAAAUUGCAGUAAUUGCAUUCAAUGAAAUAUUGCUUGAAGUUUCAAAGGGUGUUUUUUAUAUUUAGUUAAUAUUGAUGCAACAAUAUUAGCUCCAGCUGGUGGACCUGUCACAUCACUGCCAUUUAGCUGAAGAUCAAAGAACACAAAGCCCCGCAUGUUAUGUUCAAAUACCUAAAUUACUUUAUUCUUAAAUGAUUUGAUGUUGUUCAAAACGUACCUAACGCUGUCCGAGUUGGACCCGUGGAGUAAAGUCCUGCAGGUGUCAAAAAUCCAACAGGUUGAAACAAAGAUUGUUUAAAAAUAUAUAUAAUUUGUGGUUAAUAUUGCGAAGCUUUACACCACUCUUCAUCAUGAAGUUAGAGGACUGGUUUCAAAUCUAUUGACCCAGACUGAGUCGAACAUGAAUGCAAGUGAUGCUUUGAGCAUUGCAUGUAACUGUGUACCUCACAAUCAAAGACCAUUACAUGUACAAUGUUCAUAUUAUUGAUCCUAAAUGUUUGAAACUCAAGUGUUUGGUCCUUAUUUGUAUAUAAUGUCACACUCAGCAGAACAGAAACAAACAACAAAACGUGUGUAAAGUUUGAUUUAUUUUGUGAACUCUUAUUUAUGGGAUGUAUAGACUGUCAGUUUUGAUUGACAAUAAACUGUGUUUGCCAUGA